Diorhabda carinulata is the source of this 1282-nucleotide messenger RNA. Its product is annotated as sepiapterin reductase. Lineage: Eukaryota; Metazoa; Arthropoda; Insecta; Coleoptera; Chrysomelidae. The transcript is spliced from 3 exons. Gene Ontology annotation, biological process: tetrahydrobiopterin biosynthetic process. Gene Ontology annotation, molecular function: sepiapterin reductase (NADP+) activity. The coding region runs from base 157 to 945 and encodes 262 amino acids. The record is from RefSeq and is a predicted model, not a curated record.
GUGUCUUAAUUUCGUUAAUGGCACCUGACAACGCUGAUAUGCUGCAGUUUAUCUAUGUAAUUAUCAAAUUGUGAAAUCUCUUUGCUGUAAUCAUUGGAAUUUCUACCGCGAUAGGGAUUUGUCACAAUACACGUUCAAAUAAUCAUCAUUUUCACGAUGAAUUCUAUAGAUUUUACAAGUAAAGCCAUUGUUUUUAUAACGGGGGCUUCCAGAGGUAUAGGACGAACAAUUGCUAUCGAAAUAUCAAGAAAAUUGGAGCAGAAUUCAAUUUUAAUAUUACUAGCUAGAUCUAAAACCGGCUUGGAAGAAACUAAAACUCAAAUCGCCGAGGUGGAUAAGUCAAUAACAGUGGAAACAAUCGCAGUAGAUUUAUCUAAACCUGACAUUAAUGAGUAUAAUGAUAUUUUCAAAAAGGUAUUAAGCAGUGUUGAUACUAAAGAUAUUAAAACCGCGAUAUUUUUCCACAAUGCUGCUCAUAUUGGAACAAUUAAAAAGACUACGGAUUUAAUAGACUUGGAAGUUUGGAGAGAAUAUUACGAUCUGAAUAUGUUUUCAUGCGUAUUAUUGAAUAAUGUAUUUGUUAAGCAUAUGAGACCCGUUGCUCCACAACUUUGUGUUAUAAAUAUUAGUUCAUUGGCAGGAAAAACUCCUUUAUCAAACUUGGGAAUGUAUGGUUCUGGUAAAGCUGCCCGAGAAUUAUUUUUCAAAGUAUUCGCCUUGGAGGAACCAAAUAUUAUUGUAUUUAAUUAUAGUCCAGGUCCUGUAGACACCGAAAUGUUUGACAGUAUUGUACAAACUGCUCAAUCUGAGGAUGUCAGAAAUUCCUUCAGGGAGAUUAAAAAUAGUAGUGUCCUUACUCCUGCGAAGACAGUAAAUAAGUUGCUCGAUUUAAUCGAGAAGGGUGAUUUCAAAAGUGGAGAUUGCAUUGAUUAUUACGAAAGAUAAAGGAUUCUAACGAAUAUGGUUUAUUUUAACUAAACUGGUUAUUACAUGAGCUUUUUAUGGACAUUAUGUACCACAGUUGAGGUAUGAUAUUAAAGACAACGUUUUAUUAUAUUAAAUAUUGAAUAUAUUAAUUGAUAUAAAAUUUGAGUAUAACGAAAUUUUUUACAUAUUCUGAAUUUACAAGACGUUAAUGUUUUUUUGUAAAGUAUAUUUUAUAUAGAUUUUUAUUGUUUUGAGAUCUUUUUAAUAUUAUAUAGUUUAUUGCUAUUAAAUAAUAACUAUUUUUUCUAUGUAUUAUAAUAUUAUUCGAAUAAAUUUUCAAAAGCAUUUUGAGUAU